Mucor velutinosus is the source of this 1476-nucleotide messenger RNA. RefSeq names its product AMP-activated serine/threonine-protein kinase regulatory subunit. Gene Ontology annotation, molecular function: galactokinase activity; ATP binding. Bases 1 to 1476 code for a protein of 491 amino acids. The record is from RefSeq and is a predicted model, not a curated record. Gene Ontology annotation, cellular component: cytosol; cytoplasm. The transcript has 3 exons. NCBI's taxonomy places the organism in Eukaryota, Fungi, Mucoromycota, Mucoromycetes, Mucorales, Mucoraceae. Gene Ontology annotation, biological process: carbohydrate phosphorylation; galactose metabolic process.
AUGUCAUCUCCUGUUCCUUCUUUUGAUUCCCUCGACAAGAUUUACGAUCCUGCUGCUGUUCCCAAGCAAGAUCAACGUUACAAGAAACUCAUCGCCGAAUUUGAGAAAGUCCAUGGUCGCAAGGCCGAGUUCGUUGUUCGCUCUCCUGGACGUGUCAACUUGAUCGGUGAGCACAUUGAUUACUGUGGUUUUGGCGUACUUCCUAUGGCCAUUGAGCGUGAUGUGAUUAUUGUUGGUGCUACCACUGAUGAUGAUACCAAGGUCCGCAUUGCAAACAUCAACCCCAAGUAUCCCGCCAGAGAAUUUGAUUAUGAGGGUAAAGAAAAGGUUGUUACCAUUGAUUCCUCUGAAUUGGAAUGGUCCAAUUACUUCAAGUGUGGUUAUAAGGGUAUGCUCGAGAAGUUCCAAUUGGACAGGCCCAAGGGCCUCUUCUUGAUUGUUGACGGUACUGUCCCUGCUGGUGGAGGACUCUCCUCAUCUGCUGCUUUUGUCUGUGCUUCUGCUUUGGCCGUUGUCACUGCCAACAAAUUGACCAUCUCCAAGACUGAGCUCACUGAAAUUGCCAUCGUCGCUGAACGCAAUGUUGGUGUUAACUCUGGUGGUAUGGAUCAAAGUGCCUCCGUCUUGUCUGAAAAGGACUUUGCUCUUCAUGUCGAAUUCGUUCCCAAGUUGCACACUGCCGCUGUUCCCCUGCCUGUUACCACUCCCAAGCUGGCAUUCAUCAUUGCCAACACCUUGGUCACUGCUGACAAGUUUGUCACUGCUCCUCGCAACUACAACUUGCGUGUUGUUGAAACUCACAUGGCUGCCCUCUUUCUCGCCAAGAAGCUCAACUUGCCUGCUGUGGACACUCUUAAGGAAGUAUACGAUCUCUACUACAAAGACUCUUCUCUCAAUGAAGUUGAGAGAUUCACUGAUCUCCUCAAGAAGGCCGAAGAAUUCUACCCUAAGGAUAAUACCAACAACAAUGGUUAUACUCUCGAAGAAGUCUCUCAAAUGCUCGAAAUUCCUGUCAAGGAACUCCAAGACAAGUACAUGACUCGUUUCCCUGUCCAAACCGACUACUACCGUCUUGUCCACCGUACCAAGCACGUCUUGUCUGAAGCCUCUCGUGUCAUUGAAUUCCACAAGGCUUGUGAAACCGGUAAGGGUGAUUCCACCUUGAAGGUGUUGGGUGACCUUAUGAAUCUUUCCCAAGAGUCUUGUAACAAGUUGUUCAUGUGCUCUUGUCCUGAGAUCGACCAAGUGUGUGAAGUUGCUCGCAAGAAUGGCUCGUUAGGAUCCAGAUUGAGUGGUGCUGGCUGGGGUGGAAGCACUGUUCAUUUGACCACUGAAGACAAUGUUGCCAACCUCAUUGAACACAUCAAGAACGACUUUUUCCGCAAGGUUUAUCCCAGCAUUACCGAAGAGGAGUUGGAUGAUGCUAUCAUCGCCACCAAGCCUUGUUCUGGUGCUGCUAUUUACACUGGUUUCUAA